CUCUCCUCUUCCUCAUCUUCUCUCGUCCGAUCUUCAAGGUGCCUGGUCUCCUCUUCCAAGAGACAACCAUUCAAGAGCUGCAGACCUGUGGCAGUCGAUUGAUGCUCAGGCGUCCCCCUGCCACGGAUGGGAUCUCGAGGUAAGUGGAAUCAUGAGUUUGUCUUGCAGCUGCCUAUCGUAUUUGGUAAAAACUGGCUUGUGAUCAUACACCUCCUUUCAGUUGAUUUUGUGCGCAGACUAUCUGACCAACGCUUGAAGGCCAGCCAAGGCUCGUUUCUAUUUAUUCCUGCGGAGCUGCGUUCCUUCUUUGGCAUGAUGAACAGCUCUGUUCCUAAGGCAUCUCCAGAUCACCAGCGGACAUUGAGGCUGUCUGGAGCAUAUGGGGGUCAGCUUCAGCUCUAUCUUUUUCCUCAUCGACGACAGCAAGCAAAGGAGCAAAUAGGUAAGCAAUCAUGUCAAAGCAGUGUAAGUGAAGACGUGCCCACCAUUUCCUUCUCGAUCUUUACGCCUAUCCGCUUUAUUUUCGCGCACGCCACUCCACUUCGCGCAUACAUUUCAACCACACACACACACAUACACAAAUACACACAUAUACACAAGCACACACAUAUGUUUUCUGAAGGGGUAGCAACGGCAGAUCACGUCCAUGUUCGUGCACCCUGGGCAAUGACAAGGCCACGCCAUGUUAGCUAAGAGUCUGACCACGCCGUGGCUACAUGGCAGACAAAUCCUGGGAAACAUUGAGACGUAAAGGGGUUUUGUGUACUACAGGAUGCAGACAUCAGGGGCCGUGGCUACACGGCAGACAAGUCCUAGGAAACAAUGAGACGUAAAGGGACUUUGUGCUAUAUUCACGCCACGGAAUCGCGGCAG
Molecule: messenger RNA, 873 nt
Organism: Gamsiella multidivaricata
Lineage: Eukaryota; Fungi; Mortierellomycota; Mortierellomycetes; Mortierellales; Mortierellaceae
Exons: 2
Coding region: 127-693 (188 amino acids)
Source: RefSeq, a predicted model, not a curated record